Aphidius gifuensis is the source of this 1582-nucleotide messenger RNA. RefSeq names its product 27 kDa hemolymph protein-like. The transcript has 6 exons. Bases 460 to 1362 code for a protein of 300 amino acids. The record is from RefSeq and is a predicted model, not a curated record. Lineage: Eukaryota; Metazoa; Arthropoda; Insecta; Hymenoptera; Braconidae.
AGAGACUUUUCGUCUACAUGCAAUGCUCUGCAAUUAAUUCGAUCAUUCACAGAUUUUCUACCGAUCACAUCAACUUUCUUACAAGAUUAAAUUCAAAAGCAAGAUAUUCAAGUAGAAACACACUCACACUGUGACAGUGUCUUAUAAUCAUUUAUAUACAAGGCCUUCCUCCUCCAAGAGUGGGAGAUUAAAAUGAUAAUAAUAAUCACUAAAUUUAUAUGUACAGUAAUACACUUGUAGAUGGUCAACCAAGUGAUCCAGUAUUUCUGUCAUUCAUUUUUCUCUCUAACUGUGCUAGUGAAACAAUAAUCACAUGAACAUUAUUUUACAAGUUGAACUCUGUUUCCUUCUUUGUUACACAAAACAAAUAAAAAAAACCAACAACAAUCAUUAACAUAGCCAUCAUCAGGUGUUAAACAUUGUCAUUAAAUUAUAAUAACAUAGUCUAUCAUUGACAAGAUGAUUCGUGCAACUUUGAUCAUCGUUAUCAGCCUUGGUGCAUUGGCAUUCAUCAAUGGACAAGAAGAAGUAAAGUCAUCAGGAAUUCCUAAUUUAGCUGAUAUUGCAAAAAUGCAAGGUUUAAAUAUAUCUGAUAUUGAAAAAGGUACUGAAGAUGCUAAAACUAUAUUAAGAAAAAAAUGUGAAAAAAAUGGGGGUCCAGAUGCAUUUGAUAAUGCUUAUAAUGCAAAAGAUAACAUAACAACAUGUAUGGAAAAUUUAAUAAAUAUAAAAACUCUUCAAGAAGAAAUACGCGUUGCUGGACCAACUGGUGAUGUUGAUCUUGUAUUUAAAAAAUAUUGUGAUAAAAAACCACAAUUUUUAAGAUGUAUUACAAAUUUUAUGGAUAAAUUAUCACCAUGUCUUGAACAAAGUGAAAAAGAUAAUUAUCAAACAGUUAAUACAGCUAUGGAUUCAUUGUUUGAUUUUGUAUGUCACAAAGAAGGAGAAAGAAUUGCAUUAUUUAUUUCGGUUGGAGGACCAGAAUGUGUUAUGGAAAAAGCUCCAAAAAUUCAAGAUUGUUUAAAUACAACAUAUGGAAGUAAUAUUACAUUACCAACUUCUGGAUUUGAUUUAACAAGUUUUAAUAGUUUACCAGCAUUAUCAUUUGGUCUUAAAGAGUGCGAACACUUGCAAAAUUUAAAGACAUGUAGUGUUAAAAGUUUGGAAGAAUGCAAAGAUACAACACCAGGAAAUAUGGCAGAUGCUUUAUUUAAAUUUCUUGAUCGUGCAACACCUUGUCAAAAUGUUAGAAAAGAAAAAUUACUUAAUGCUCAAGCACAAUCAGCACCAAUGUCUCUUGCUUCAUCACUUGACUUUAUGACUUUCUUAAUUAUUCCAGCUUUUUUAUUGGGAUUUAUGUAAAUAAUUUUAUAUAAAUUUUAUACAUUAAUUAUAUUUUAUUAAAUAUAUAUUAAUAUUUUGUUUAUAAUAAUGUACUAUCAAAAUAAUAUUGUGAUGGAAAUAUAUAACUUUAUUUUGCAUUUUUUGUAAAAUAGUAAAAAAAAAAAAAUUUCUACGCUUAUUUUUUGUAUUUUUUAUUACUUUAUUUGUAUUAAUAAAAUCAUACAUGGUAAGUUUAAAU